AUGCGCGUCUUCACCUAUGCCCUUGUGGCUUCAUCUGCUCUUCUGGCACAUGCUGACAGCGAGUCGGCGGCUGCGGACCCCUCGACGGCAAGACACCAGGAUCCAGCUAUCGCUCCCAUGACUGCCCAUCACAACGGCGCCCCUGCUAGCUCGUCGUUAAGGUCUCAAGACUUAACUGAAGAUGAAACGGUCGGAGCGGGGGAAGCACGCGGAUGGCUAAGCGCGGCUGCUGCGGCGUUCGAGCUCAAACAUUUACAGGCGGGGCUCAGCGUUGGGGCUAUGGAAAGCACUGCAAUGGAAACGAUGCUACAACAGAUGCGAACCUUCGAUACCAUUCCCAUAUGCGAAUUCAAUCAGGCUGACGAGUGUCGAGCGGCACUAGCGCUCAUGAAUGUGUAUAAAAAUGGUUCUCCGCACGAUAAAAAACUCGCGGAGAGACACCUAUUCGGAAUGAUAUUCCAGUGGGAAACUAGGGGUCUCACUCUCGCUGAAUUAAAGAACGAGGUGCUGGAGGCGGGGCAUAUUGCAGGUACGCACGAAGACACAGUAAAGCAUUACAUGGUCUUCGCCUUGCUGAAGUUAUAUAGUGAGGUCAUCGAGUCCGGUGAACCUGCUAUUGGGUUCUACCAAAACGUUCUAAAGGAUUAUGGUAACCCUGAGGAAUUUUACUGGCGAUUACGCAACUGA
Molecule: messenger RNA, 687 nt
Organism: Peronospora matthiolae
Lineage: Eukaryota; Oomycota; Peronosporomycetes; Peronosporales; Peronosporaceae
Source: the annotation of a GenBank genome assembly